Messenger RNA from Nicotiana tabacum (common tobacco), 285 nucleotides. The record is from RefSeq and is a predicted model, not a curated record. NCBI's taxonomy places the organism in Eukaryota, Viridiplantae, Streptophyta, Magnoliopsida, Solanales, Solanaceae.
AUGUGUCCCAAAGAAGGAGUCAUGACUGUGAUUAUAAAUGAUAAUAAUGAGUUGAUCCCCACAAGAACUGUCACUGGUUGGAAGAUUCUUAUUGCACCUGAAGACCAAGAGAAGAACACCUUCACUUUUCUGUAUGGUACAUUUGCAUUCUCAAGGAUAUCGUUUGGCUUUUGUAAUGCACCAGUUACUUUUCAGCAAUGUAUGAUGGCAAUACUCACAGAUAUGGUGGAGGACUUCCUUGACGUUUGCAUGGAUGAUUUCUCUAUUGUGGGGGAUUUCAUUUGA